AUGAAUCUUUCUAGAGGAAUAUUAUGCAUAUUUCUAAAAGCUUCGAAUUAUUUUGCAUAUAAAAUUGUAACAUCACUUAUUUUAGUGGAUAUUUGUUGUAAUUGUGUUUAGUUUUAUUACUAUAUUUAUUAUUAUUAUUAAGUUUAUUAAUAAAAACUUUGUUUAUAUUAAUAGCUAUUCAUAUUUACAAGCGAAUCUGUAUUAUCUUAUUUAUUAUCUUAUUUACUAUUGUUUUAUUAUUAUUAUUAUUAUUAUUAUUAUUAUUAUUAUUAUUUGUUAUUCAUCUAUUUCUUGAUUAUUUUCAUCUAUAUUUUGAUUAUAAUCGCUUUUAUUAUUUAUACUAUUAUCUUAAAUAGUAUUUAUUUAUUAAUUAUUAUUUUCGAAUUAUUCUUUUUCAAUACAUUAUUAAUUAUUUCCUAUUUUAAUUAAAUUUUUUAUUGUUAUAUUCUAUUCUCCUUCACAUUAUUAAAAUAUAUUAUUAUAUUUAUUUAUUGA
This is a messenger RNA of Ichthyophthirius multifiliis, 495 nucleotides long. RefSeq lists its product as hypothetical. The transcript is spliced from 2 exons. The record is from RefSeq and is a predicted model, not a curated record. Lineage: Eukaryota; Ciliophora; Oligohymenophorea; Hymenostomatida.